AUGGCAAUUGCACUUUUAAAAGAUAACGUUUGUACAAAAUUUUACUUCAUAAAACAGUCACUUCCAUUGCAACAUGAUAUUAAGAAACAUUCGAACUUGAAAAAGGAGGAGAAAAUAAACGAUAAGAUGCUUUUCCGUCAUUUAAAAAUUAGUAACGCUCAAACUUUAGAUAGAAAUUUCUGCUAUUCGUAUAUUUUACCAGUAAUCAAUGAAAAGUAUUUGCCAAGAAUAAAGGUUUAAAACAUUAAUAUUAACAAAUAAAUUUUUUUACCAGCAUAUAGUCGUGAAAUCGAUGGAAAAAGCACUGCAAUUCAGGCAGCUACACUUACACCAGAGGAUGUAAAAACUUUAAUAUACCCCGAUUUUCCAGGAAAAUUAAAGAAAGAAAAGACUGUUUCAAUUUUCCCUAGCCGAAUUGAUAUAACAGUAGAUUCAUUAUUCACAAAAGUGGUUACAGAAGACAAUGAAAUUAUUACAAAAAUGAUAAAAAAUAUGAUUCCUAUAAAGAAAGCUAUUUUCAUUGAUAGUACAUGGCAUCAAACUAAAGCUAUCUAUAAGGAUCAAAGAUUACGGGAUUUACAAUGUGUCAUUCUAAAAUCAACAAUAUCACAAUUUUGGCGCCACUAAAAAAAAAGUCCACGAUUGCAUUUAGCUACCAUUGAAGCAAUUCGUCAGUUUUUAAUUUCUUCAGAGGUUCUGAAGGAAAAGAAGUUAACAAAACAAAUCUUACAAAUAUCUAAUGUUGCACACUAG
Molecule: messenger RNA, 753 nt
Organism: Habropoda laboriosa
Lineage: Eukaryota; Metazoa; Arthropoda; Insecta; Hymenoptera; Apidae
Product: DTW domain-containing protein 1-like
Biological process (GO): tRNA modification
Cellular component (GO): nucleus
Molecular function (GO): tRNA-uridine aminocarboxypropyltransferase activity
Source: RefSeq, a predicted model, not a curated record